AUGAAUAUGAAUUUGUAUGGGCAUCGGGUCGGGUCGGGUCGGGUCGGGUUGUAUGGAAAGGAACUUUCUAGUAUCACGGCUGGAGAAGCAGAACAAAACAGCCUCUGCUUGCCUGCUUUACGAGCUACGACUUCUCGACGACUGUUCUUUCAGAGGCCUUAUCGCCGGCGACCACCCUACUGUUUAUUUACUUUUGCUUGGCGGUUGUGCGGAAGGGCUAAAAGAUGGUGUUCGUACCUUCAACUCAUCGGGAGGAAAGUCGCUAUUAUUAACUUAGACCCUGCAAAUGAUUCAUUGCCAUAUGAUUGUGCAAUCAACAUUGAAGAUCUUAUAAAACUCAGUGAUGUGAUGAAUGAGCACAAUCUUGGUCCUAAUGGAGGUCUUGUUUAUUGUAUGGAUUACUUGGAGAAAAAUAUCGAUUGGUUGGAAUCUAAAUUGAAGCCACUUCUGAAAGAUCACUAUUUUCUCUUUGAUUUCCCUGGCCAAGUAGAACUAUUCUUCCUUCACUCAAAUGCAAAAAAUGUCAUCAUGCAACUUAUCAAAAAACUUGAUCUUCGGUUGACAGCUGUCCACUUAAUAGAUGCACACCUGUGUAGUGACCCUGGGAAAUACGUGAGUGCAUUGCUUCUCUCACUAUCAACAAUGUUGCAUAUGGAAUUGCCACAUGUCAAUGUUUUAUCAAAGAUUGAUCUUAUUGAGAACUAUGGAAAACUAGCCUUCAAUCUUGAUUUUUACAUGGAUGUUCAAGAUUUAUCUUAUUUACAACAUCAUCUGGAUCAAGAUCCCCGCUCUUCUAAGUAUAGAAAACUUACAAAGGAACUGUGUGAAGUGAUUGAAGACUUUGGAUUGGUCAAUUUCACUACUUUGGCUAUUCAGGAUAAAGAAAGUGUUACAAAUCUUGUGAAAUUAAUAGACAAAACAAAUGAUUUUUUUUUAAAACUACAUGGCUAUUUCAAUGGUGUCCUUAACAGUAAUUUCACAACAGCAGCAGUGCAAGAGAAGUACAUGAAAGAUGAUGAUAAUUUUGAUUCUGAUGAUUAA
This is a messenger RNA of Lactuca saligna, 1041 nucleotides long. NCBI's taxonomy places the organism in Eukaryota, Viridiplantae, Streptophyta, Magnoliopsida, Asterales, Asteraceae. The record is from the annotation of a GenBank genome assembly.